Hippoglossus stenolepis (Pacific halibut) is the source of this 1342-nucleotide messenger RNA. RefSeq names its product glutathione peroxidase 4a (gene gpx4a). Gene Ontology annotation, molecular function: glutathione peroxidase activity. Gene Ontology annotation, biological process: response to oxidative stress. Lineage: Eukaryota; Metazoa; Chordata; Actinopteri; Pleuronectiformes; Pleuronectidae. The record is from RefSeq and is a predicted model, not a curated record. The transcript has 7 exons.
CAGAUUAUGUUAUUUGUUAGAAUGAACAGAAGGUUUUGGCUCAUAUAUCAGGGUGAGACUGAGGAGGUUACGUGUCCUGCAAUUUAAUGCCAAUUCCCUGAUGUAACCUUUUGUUUUUCCUGCUGAUAUUAAGCCCCUUAUAUAAUAGGUCCGUGCAUAUCCUCAGAAUAUUGCUCUUUGCCCCGGCCACAUGGAGCUCGACCUCUUGUGGCCCAAUUUCCUGCUUUUAUAAGGAGUCGACAGUGUGAUGAGAAUGUUGUGACCUGUGGACCUGACGUGAUUUAUAAAGAGCGACUUGUUGGAGCCAAUCAAGUCUGUUAAUAAUCAACCGCUCCCUUUACAUGAGCACGGCAGAGCGAGUGCUUUCUGUCAGUACUUGGAUUGCGGUUGAACAGUGAGGGUGUAGCUGAUUGGUUUAGAGAUUGGAUCUGCGUCGGCCCUCAGAGGAUCUCACUGAGGGGCAGUCAUGCGUCCGAUAGGGUCCACUGUCUUUCUCUCUGUCCUGCUGCAGGUUAUGUCUGCCCCGACAGAGGACUGGCAGACGGCCACGUCUAUUUACGACUUCUCAGCGACAGAUAUUGACGGCAAUGUGGUCUCCCUGGAGACAUACAGGGGGAAUGUUGUCAUCAUCACCAACGUUGCCUCUAAAUGAGGCAAAACCCCAGUAAACUACUCUCAGUUUACUCAGAUGUACACCACGUAUUCUGAGAGAGGUUUACGCAUCCUUGCCUUCCCCUCUAACCAGUUUGGGAACCAGGAGCCUGGCAGUGAGUCUCAGAUCAAACAGUUUGCUGAAUCUUACAACGCUCACUUUGACAUGUUCAGUAAGAUCGAUGUGAACGGAGCCAGUGCUCACCCUCUGUGGAAGUGGUUGAAGAGUCAGCCCAAUGGGAGAGGCUUCAUGGGAAAUAGCAUCAAGUGGAAUUUCACCAAGUUUUUGAUCAAUAGAGAGGGGCAGGUGGUGAAGAGAUACGGACCCCAGGAUGAUCCAAGUGUGGUGGAGAAGGAUCUUCCCCAAUACCUUUAAACCCCUAAUGAAGGACUGAUACCUCACUCACUGAUACUCCAUCCAGUUUGUCUUUCCAUCCUCCUUCUCUGCCUCUCCAGCAUCAGUGAAUAUAGUUUGGAUCUACCCCAGACCAGUGACGGUCUGUUCACAAACCCGCAUGGCGGACAGAGCAGACCUGAUGAAAAAUGGUGUACAAACAUGCUGGGAGAAUUUCAAAGCUUAUAUUCAUAAGUUUGUCUGGAGAGAAGGAGAAAUGAUCCCGUAAUCCAUAAUAAUAGAGUCAUAUCUGACCUUGUUUUCAUAAUAAACUGCUCAAAAAUAUUGACCAAAUUA